CAGUUGCUUAGUUACCACCGGGGGACCUGCAGCGAACGGUGCAUUCCUUAAAGAACUGUCAGUGGUAGAUUGCUAAAUUACUUCUUACAGAUGAUGGACGAAGGAUCAGAGCUGUCAGUGACAAUCGCCCAGGUAGUCCAGCGGUUGAAAGGAACCCAUUUACAUUCACAGCUGGAGAGACAGGCCAAAGAGUGCUUGCACAGACCCGAAAUUAAGCUUGAAUGUCUCAAAGAGGAUGUACGGAAUUUCUUAAAGAAAUCAGGCUGGGAGAGGAAGCUGCAGAAUGCGGUGUAUCGGGAGUUACACGUUCUGCCCCCACCCAGCCAUUUGGCUGCGCCCCCCGAGCACACGAAGGAGCCGCUGGCAUACAUGCGCAAAGCUCAGGCCAGCUGGGAGAAUCGGAUCCUCAAAAGCUUGAACAGCAUGUGCGCGGAGCUGGGCAUCCCUUUGGCCCGCAAGAGAUCUGCCCAGCAGCAGAAGGAGCUGAUCAACAAAUGGAAUGAGAUGGGGACAGAUGAACCAGAUCUGAGCCAUUUCAGGCCUGUAUAUGCCCCUAAAGACUUCCUGGAGGUUCUGAUCGGCCUGCGGAACCCCAAUCACGACUGCAGCGACAGGGCCAGCUCCCGGUGCCACUGGGGCCUGAUCCAGGUCCCCCUCAACGUCAGAGGCAUCCAGCAGAUGAGAGAAGCUUUCCCAGAACUGGGGUUGAUGGCUGGCCAGUUGGGGGUUGAUGAUCACACUCAUGUUCCCCCAGAUUUGUUUGAAGCGGAGCACGUGCGCGUCGGGAAAAGAGUGGUCAGUGAGCAGGACUCUGCAGCUGCGCAGCAGUACAGUCGGCAGGGCUGUCCCACAGGACUGCGAGCUGAUCUCUGGACCCUCAUCCUCAACUCAACCAAUGAACCGGAGGAUGUCAUGCACUACGAACAGCUGAAAUCUGCAGUGAUCAUUCACGACCUUCUGGUGGACAACUUAAUCUACAAGGACGUGAAACUCACAGCCAGUAACGAUGACUACUACUUUGUGUUUGAAGACUACUUGUAUCAGGUCUUGCUGUGUUUUUCACGGGACACCGCGGUGCUGGAGCACUUCAGCUACAAUAGCGCCACCCCUCCCAAGUCAUACAUCCGAGAAAAGCAGGGAAAAGAAGACUAUGCUGUGGUUUAUCCUCCAAAUGGUGUUAUACCUUUUCAUGGCUUUUCCAUGUAUGUGGCCCCUUUCUGCUUCCUGUACAACGAGCCGUCCAGACUUUACAGGGUCUUCAGAGAGAUGUACGUGCGCUACUUCUUCAGGCUUCACUCCAUCUCCUCCUCACCCUCAGGGAUUGUGUCGCUCUGUCUGCAGUUUGAGAAGUUGCUGCAGACACACCUUCCUCAGUUGUUCUACCACCUGCGUGAAGUGGGAGCGCAGCCGUUGCGUAUCGCCUUUAAGUGGAUGGUGCGGGCCUUUUCUGGUUACCUCUCCACCGAUCAGCUCUUGCUGCUGUGGGACAGGGUUCUGGGAUACGACUCUCUGGAGAUAGUGGCAGUCCUGGCUGCAGCUGUUUUUGCUUUCCGAGUGGAGAACCUGAUGGAGGUGAUGUCACUGGCCGCAGCUGAGGCAGUCCUCGCUGACCUUUCAACUCUGAAGGUCAUGCCGCUGCUCCAGAUCUUCCUGUUUGCCACGGCCACCUGAGGGGCGCCAGGGAGCAGGGGGGGCGCCAAGCCGUUCCCACGGCAACGGAGCAGCCGUCCGUCACGACCCCCACCCUGUCCGGGAUACAAAACACGCACAUUAUUACUUAUUUAUGUAUGGCUAUCCAUGUCCGACACAUUUGUCUGCUCAAUUCAGCAGAGUACUUGAUCAUAUUCACCCAGCAUGGAAUGUAAAAUAUGUCCUUAUAUACCUCAUAGUGUAUACAGUGUAAAUAUAUUCCAGUAUGUAGUAUUCCUACUUAUAACCUUGAUAUAUAACCCUCCUAGAGAGGAUUAAACUGUAAUAUAUAUAGUACAUAAUUGCCAAUGCUUCUAACUCCAAAGUGUGUAAUCUAAGCAGAAUUUGCAUGGGACACUGUAUAGCAUUACACUGUCACUAUUGACAGGAUCCAGAUCUGUGUGCGGAAGUUUUUCAGCAUUGAGCGUUAAUGAGGUGUUGCCAUUAGUUUGUUCUUACCACCAGCGCCCAUUUAGCCAGUGCUGAGUGCUGAGUCUGCAGGAGAGCAUGUUUCAUUGAUUUUGUAGUGCCAUAAUCAUCUGUAUUUAUCAACCUAGGAAUGUACCUUUACCUCACAAGCAAUCACUGGGAAAUAAUUGUCAUUUUCCUCAUUUUUAUGACCACCUAUGAAAGUGUUUAUUGUCAUAAUUUUUUGUUUAUUUAAUAACUGAAUAAGAUGAAAAGGACAAGCGGUACAGGUGAGUGAUGUACGGAGCGGAGUUACCCAGGAGUCUCUGGUGGUGCCCGGCAUUAUCCAGGCACCUCUCUCCAUGAUCCUUGGACUCACACACUGAGCUCAUCACAGGAACAGAGCAUUUUAGAGUCUAAUUAGUACGCUGAUUAAAAUGAACCAUAGUGGGACUAACGCUGUGCCCAGGUCUGGCCGUCCAGCGAGGUUGCUGCUUUCUUCUACGGAACCCCCUGAGUGGAACGCUGAUCACAGAACAGGAGGCGUGCUGAGUUGCCUUAUCGAAAUCUGCGGGACCUCCACUCCACCACUGAACCGGGGUCAGCCAGAACCUGCCGGAAUUACAAGGCCACUGACCCAGUGACACUGACCUUCCCACAGACCUCCACAGUCAGUUGACUGAAAGCGCGUGUUGACCCUGUUUAGCCGAGCACCAUGUCUUUGAGAAAAGGUGCAGUAUGAAAGCCUUACCCCAGGAAGCUUGUUUUGUAGAAGGAUUCUGUCGGCUUCCCUCAGGCGAUUAAGUUAAUUAGCAGAUACAGACUACAGUUCUCCACUCAACUGGGGAGAUAUCUUGAUUUAGGGCGUCCCACGGUUUUGGUGAUGCAAGCACCACUAUUUCUGUUCCGUGCAGAAGCUCCAGGGCUCCAGCCUGUCUUUAUAGCCUGUGUGUGAUGGUAUCGCUGACCCCUGACCUUUCCUCCUGUUCGCAGCCAGUGUCAAAGACGAGACGCGUUAUGAAACAAGUUUUUAUUUAUUUUUAUUUCCCGGGAGAAAAUAAAUGGAUAAACGCUUGUUCCACCGCAAAUCCACAAAUGAAAAUAAAUUGAAGAACUCUUUUCCCACAGUCCCUUGUGAAAUUACUCACCUCUGGCUCUACUUUUUGCAGGAAGCCAAACGAAUAUCUCGGCAGUGUAGGGCAGACUGCCAGCUGUUCUCUGCAAUAUGGAAUCUUUGUUCAUGGCUAAAAAGCCGUAAACAUACACGUUAUGAUUUAGAUGAUGAAAAUGAUAAUAUUAAUGCAUGUCAAGUUCCAGGCUUACUUGCUUAUUUUAUCUCCUGUCCUAGGUUUACGUUGCAAAGUCGUCGUCUCAAAAUAAAGUAGUAUCUAUUGUCUUUA
This is a messenger RNA of Anguilla anguilla (European eel), 3497 nucleotides long. RefSeq names its product TBC1 domain family, member 19 (gene tbc1d19). Bases 91 to 1671 code for a protein of 526 amino acids. The record is from RefSeq and is a predicted model, not a curated record. Lineage: Eukaryota; Metazoa; Chordata; Actinopteri; Anguilliformes; Anguillidae. The transcript is spliced from 21 exons.